CUGUUUCAGUACCGCGUGUUUUGUUAAAUUCUUGUAUUAAAUUUUCAUAAAUAUGAGUGACGAUGAAGAGCAAUAUAAUCCCAGGGCUCACAAGAAACUGCUGCAGGCAAUUAGCAACCUUGGGAACGUGCAGCACAUUCGCAAAUCGACACGCGACGAGCGCCAGCCGCAACAGGAUGAAUUUCAGCUUGUGAAGAGAAACAACAACACGGAGCAUGCAUCCAAGGCAGUGGGCUUGAACGAUUUGGUGCAGAUAUUGCGUACCUCGAAACACAUUGAGACAGGGAAGCAGUUGAAAAAUGUACACAGUACCAAGAAGGUGUUGCAGAAGCCUCUGGAAAAACCAGCAGCCGAUCGCAUCAAGCGGAAAAUUGGCUAUGAAGGUGUCAAGAAGAAAUUGGGCCGCUGGGAUGCCGUUGUGGCCCAGCAGCGAUCCGCAGAAACUCAGAUAUUUCCUAUUCCAUCAGAAACGAUUCACAUCAAUACAGCGGCUCAUGUCAACAAACUGAACACGAGACUUAAAUCGGAUUUGGCCAAAGAGCUUCAGGCCAGCGAUAAAAAGUUGCGGGAGUUGCGUAAAGCUCAAAUCGGCGAUACCACGGAUGAGAAAGCCUUGGCCCAACAAGAACGAGAGCUGCUCCAAAAGAAAAUGACCCGCGAUGAGCUCUUCGCUCGACGCAGGGAGUUAGCUUAUCUAAGGAUGCGCGAGUCCCAAAAGUCGGCUAAGGCACGCAUGCAGAAUAAAAUCAAGUCCAAGAAAUAUCACAAGCUGCAGAAAAGGCAAAAGAUUUUGGAGCAAAUGAAGGAGUUUGAAGUGCUGCAAAAGACGAAUCCGGAAGCAGCGCUGGAGAAACUUAACGCGCUGGAAAAGAGUCGUGUGAUGGAACGAGCCAGUUUGCGGCACAAGAACACCGGCACAUGGGCCAAGAAUCUGCAGGUGCGCGCCAAGUACGACAAGGAUGUCCGCAAAGAUCUUGCGGAACAAUUGGCAGUCAGUCGACAAUUAACUGAAAAAAAAGUGGAUACUGAUAGUGAAGAUGACCACGCUGAAGAGAUGGAAACCAAUGAGCAAGAGGUUAACGAUCCAUUUAAUCCUUGGACCAAAGGCAAAGCAACAGCAAAAACCGAGGUUCCAGAUGACAGUAACGAUCCCAACUGGCGUAAGUAUUGGACUGAGCGUAAUUUAAAUGAAAAACACCUUGCCGAGCAUCGUGCCGAGCUGAAAGCUGCUGAGGAAGAGAACCUGCAAAAGGAAAAGAAACUCCCUAAAGUGCCUAAAAAGAACACACCUAAAAAGAAAAAAUCCGUUGCUACUGUGGAAAAUGGCUGGGUGGUGGAGGAAGUUGAAUCGUCCGCAAAAACUGAAACAAUUGAGGAUAUGUUCGAGCAGCAUGAGGAAAACUUACGCCAAAAGGUUAGUAAAAAGCUGGAAAAGCUGAAAAAACAAGUAGAGAAACUCAAACAGCCUAAAAUGAAAGCCAAGCCAUCAAAAAAGAAGCGAGAUGAAUUAAAAACACUUAAAGAUUUGACUUUUAAGAAGAAGAGUCAACGUGUGGAAAUUGAUGAGCCGCUCAACGCAGAAGAAGAGCAAAUAAAGCCGGUUUUAGAUGUUAACGAGUUAAAUAAUUCUGUUGAGAAGGCAAAGGAUGCAGAUCCAACAGCUGUAAGCACCAUUGAUCCGAACAAGGUGGCGACCAUAACAUGGAAACAAAGCAUGCGUUCUUCGGAUGCAAUGAACGAUGCUCUAGCGGAUGACGAUGAGGCAGACUAUGAUGAGACUGAUGCAGCCGCCGAGCGUCAGCUGACCAUUAGUCAGGCCUUUGAGGAUGAUGAUAUUAUAGCUGAUUUUAACAAGGAUAAGACGAAAGACUCUGAGGUAAAGAACUCAGAGCUGCAACUAGCUAUGCCCGGCUGGGGAUCCUGGGCGGGUGCUGGCAUAUCCCAGGAUGUUAUCAAAAGACGCAACAAGCGAUUGUUACUGAAGUUAUCGGCACCGGAAAAGCGACGAGACGACAACAAGGAUAAUCUUUACAUCAAUGAGACAACAAACAAACAGGCGCGUUCCCAUAUGGUCUCCACCAUACCGUUCCCCUUUAAAUCCCUGGCCGAUUAUGAGGCCAGUAUACGCGCACCAAUUGGACGUAAUUUUGUGCCGGAAACGGCAUUCCGCAUGAUGACACGUCCGGCGGUUAUCACACGCAAGGGUCAAGUUAUCGAGCCAAUGGCAGAGAGUGAGUUGGUGAAACCAGACCGCCGCCUGCGACAUGUCGUGGAUAGAAGAAUAGAUCGUUUACAAAAAAAGCAAAAAGCUAAAAUAAAAUAGAUUACAAUAAUCUGAAUGUGAAAUACUGUAAUAAAAUUUGAAUGAAGAAAUAUACAUCGGUUUCUUACCUUUAAAGAGUGCUAGUUGCAGAGGUGUAUAUUAAUUUGAAUACCUAUUUGUUAGGUAUAGAUAAUAAAUAUUUUAUAGAAUACUUACACGUUCUAUAUGCAAAAUUUAAAAUAUCCUUGCCAAAAAGGUUACAAAUAAAGAUAACAGCACUGUAAUUUA
Drosophila innubila is the source of this 2551-nucleotide messenger RNA. Its product is annotated as U3 small nucleolar RNA-associated protein 14 homolog A. Gene Ontology annotation, cellular component: small-subunit processome; nucleolus. The record is from RefSeq and is a predicted model, not a curated record. NCBI's taxonomy places the organism in Eukaryota, Metazoa, Arthropoda, Insecta, Diptera, Drosophilidae. Gene Ontology annotation, biological process: rRNA processing. The coding region runs from base 53 to 2323 and encodes 756 amino acids. The transcript is spliced from 2 exons.